Messenger RNA from Prosopis cineraria, 3531 nucleotides. RefSeq names its product pentatricopeptide repeat-containing protein At3g49710. Gene Ontology annotation, molecular function: RNA binding; zinc ion binding; protein binding. The transcript has a single exon. The record is from RefSeq and is a predicted model, not a curated record. Gene Ontology annotation, biological process: RNA modification. Lineage: Eukaryota; Viridiplantae; Streptophyta; Magnoliopsida; Fabales; Fabaceae. Bases 865 to 3030 code for a protein of 721 amino acids.
CUCCAUCUCCUCCUUCGCAUGUUAGAUUUUCAUUCUUAUCGUUCUUUCCACUUUUGAAUUGAAUUCUUGGUUGUUACUUUAUCUUCUCGCUUGAUGUUUUUUCUAUUAAGUGAAGUUUGCUGUUAUAAUGUUUUAUCCUUUGCUGCUAAAUUAUGUAAUUUUUUUUUCCAUCUCUUAUUUGCCAAUAUUUGCUGCGAAUAAGCUAAACCAAAAAAAAAAAAAAAACAAGAAGAAGAAGAAGCAACUAUAUUUUAUCCCUUGGAUUAACUCCCGUCAUGUACUCUGGAAAAGUUCGGAAACGGUCUCAUUCAACUUGGAGGUGUUUUGCACUUUUUAUUAUAGGACCAAUGUAUUGUAUUAAAUAUUACAUUUAAAUUUUACGUAUUAACGUUUUAAUCAGGCCUUAGAAAGGGAUUGAAAAUUACCGGGAAAGAAGUAUUCCCUCGCCUGAGAAAGAACAACUGAAGUGGUUUAAUCAGUGUGGGGGUCUAAAUGAAUUUUUUUUUUUUUCCUGACAAGUUCAGUAACUGUUAAAACCUUCCUAUUUCUUGUUUCUGAUUUUGGCAGCUGUCCUUCCACAGGUUACAUCUUUUUAAUAUUCAAAUAAAACUUAUUUCUACUUCCUUGCUUUUAGUUAUCUUUGCACAAAAGAUCACUUUAGAAGCUGGUCUUCUGUGUUAUAACUAAUCUGACAAGUUAUAAUUUCUUGAAGCAUGUGGUGGAUUCCGGUGCUCCCAACCUUGAUGAGCAUCGCUCCACAGUGCUGCAAGUUCUACAACGAAGUGUCAAAAGAGAAGCUUCGGAAUAUCAUUUUAAGUUUGGAACAACGUAGUACAAUUAGUUGAUGGUGCGCCCCCUAAUUAGAUGAAUCAAGUAUCAUGGACAUUAACUUUUCAAAACUUUUGCAACCUUUUGAAGACGUGCAUUGUAGAGAGACAGCUUUCAAUCGGCAAGUCUCUCCAUGCCCAAUACAUCAAGUCCCUCUUUCCAUCUUCAACAUAUAUCUCCAACCAUUUCAUUCACCUUUACUCCAAAUGUGGUAAACUCUGCUCUGCUCGCCACGUUUUUGAUUGCACUCUUCACCCCAAUGUCUUCUCUUUCAAUGCUAUCAUCUCAGCAUAUGCCAAAGAAUCCCAUGUUCAUAUUGCCCACCACUUGUUUGAUCAAAUCCCCCAGCCUGAUCUUGUGUCUUAUAACACUCUCAUUUCUGCUUAUGCCAAUCGUGGUGACACAGAGCCUGCAUUUUGCUUAUUUGAGGGUAUGCGGCAUAUGGGACUUGACUUGGAUGGAUUCACCCUCUCUGCUGUCAUUACAGCUUCUAGCAAUGAUAUUAAUUUGAUUAAGCAGUUACAUUCCUUUGCAAUAUUGAGCGCCUUUGAUUCUUAUACUUCUGUUAACAAUGUGCUUGUCACAUAUUAUAGUAAGAAUGGAUUUUUAGAUGAUGCAAAGCGGUUGUUUUAUGGAAUGGGUGAAAUCAGAGAUGAGGUUUCUUGGAAUUCAAUGAUUGUGGCAUUUGGGCAGCACCGGGAAGGACACAAAGCACUGGCUCUGCUUCAGGAUAUGAUUCGCCUAGGAUUGAGCGUUGACAUGUUCACUAUAGCAAGUGUUUUGACUGCCUUUACAUGUUUGGAGGAUUCAUUAGGAGGGCAUCAGUUUCAUGCCAAGUUAAUCAAGAGUGGGUUUCAUCAGAAUGCUCAUGUUGGGAGUGGAUUAAUUGAUUUCUACUCUAAGUGUGGGGGAGGCAUGUUAGAUUGCAGGAAAGUUUUUGAAGAAAUUCUUGCUCCAGAUUUAGUUCUCUGGAACACAAUGAUUUCUGGAUUUUCCCUGAAUGAGAACUUGUCUGAAGAUGCUCUUGCUUGCUUCCGGCAGAUGCAGCGUGUUGGUUUUCGCCCAGAUGACUGCAGUUUUGUCUGUGCAAUAAGUGCAUGCUCUAAUUUAUCAUGCCCUUCUCAGGGAAAACAGAUUCAUGCAUUGUCAAUAAAAUCUGACAUCCCUUCUAAUCGUAUUUCAGUCAAUAAUGCUCUUGUUGCAAUGUACUCUAAAUGUGGGAAUCUUCUAGACGCAAGAAGGUUAUUUGAUAGGAUGCCAGAACAUAAUGCAGUAUCACUAAAUUCAAUGAUAGCAGGUUAUGCACAACACGGUGUUGAGGUAGAAUCACUGCAUCUUUUUGAACUGAUGCUGCAAAAGAAUUUUGCCCCUACUAGCAUAACCUUCAUAUCCAUUCUUUCUGCAUGUGCACACACUGGAAAAGUUGAGGAAGGUAAAAAAUAUUUUAAUAUGAUGAAAGAAAAGUUUGGUAUUGAGCCAGAAGCAGAGCAUUUUUCCUGCAUGAUAGAUCUUCUAGGACGAGCUGGAAAACUCAGUGAAGCUGAGAGGAUUAUGGAGACAAUGCCAUUUAAUCCUGGUUCCAUUGAAUGGGGUACUUUACUAGGUGCCUGUAGAAAGCAUGGCAACAUGGAAUUGGCGGUAAAAGCAGCCAAUCAAUUCCUCCUUCUUGACCCUUGUCAUGCUACUCCAUAUGUCAUGCUUUCAAAUAUGUAUGCUAGUGCAGGCAGAUGGGAAGAGGCUGCAAGUAUUAAAAGGUUGAUGCGGGCUAGAGGUGUGAAAAAGACACCAGGUUGUAGUUGGAUUGAGCUGGAUAAGAGGAUGCAUGUGUUUGUGGCUGAGGACACCUCACAUCCGAAGAUAAGGGAGAUUCAUGAGUAUUUGGCUGAGAUGUUAAAGAAGAUAAAGAGAGCAGGAUAUGUGCCAGAUGUGAAAUGGGCAUUGGUGAAAGAUGAAGAGAACGGGGUAGAAGAGAAAGAAAGAAGGUUGAUGCAUCAUAGCGAGAAGCUGGCAGUUGCAUUUGGGCUGAUUGCAACCAGAGAAGGGACCCCAAUACUUGUUGUGAAGAAUUUGAGAAUUUGUGGUGAUUGCCACAACGCCAUCAAAAGUAUUUCUGCUGUUACCCAUAGAGAAAUCACUGUUAGAGAUGCUUACAGGUUUCAUUGCUUCACAGAAGGAUUGUGUUCUUGUGGUGAUUAUUGGUGAUAACCAAAAAUGCUUUUCUUUUCCUUGUUGCCACUAGAACAAAGAAUGCUACUUCUGAGUGAACAUAAGCUCUUGGCUGUAUGCUUAAACCCCAGCAGGACAUAGGCAUAAUUGAGAAAUCUACCUUAUGUCAGAACUGAUCUGAAAGUAUGUAUUACAUGCUAAACAGAAUUCAAGUGGAUGCACAGCCUCCACUAAAUCUGUUAUCUGUCUCGUCAAAAUGGAAGAUGCAUCCCAAUAUUGACUGCAAAUCCUAUGGAAAACUGGGGUUAACAAUCCCAUGACAUCAGAAAAAGUGCAAGAGGUCAAACCAAGUACGAUUGACUUGUUUUUAAUGCUAGUACGGUGUCAAUCUGUCUUUGAGAGGACACAACAAAUUAGCCUUCUAUGCACAAAUUCACAAUUCAUCUCUCAUUAUUAUCAAAAUGACAUUGUUCAUCCUUGUUCCUUAAUUGAAUAUUUCAUUAACAUGGAUAAAAUCACAAUAUUUUUUUUUUGCAA